AACAUUACCAGAUGUAGGCUGUGUGCAAUACAUCCGGUAAUGUGGACAUGAACUUUAUUAAAAGAGUAUACUGCAGAUACAAUAUAAAUUAGUACGAACAAAUCAUGAAAUAUUGUUGCAUUGUGUGGGUCCCCCAUGAUUCCGAUCAUCAAUGGAUAUUGGAAAUGGUUUAAAGAUUUGUUGCUCGUUAUGAAUACCGUAAUUACAGACAGCAGAUGUAACACAGAUGUGGGUACACAUGUAAUACAAGGUGCCGUCUUAAAUAUUUCAUAAAGUCAUUCAUAUUUUAAUAGCAAUAUAUCUCAAUUUCCUUAUCCCCACUUAUACCAGAACUAGAGACCACUCUCCAACACAGAUUUUAAACCUGUAAAGAAAGUUUUCAAUUUAUCUUUAAACUAUAUAUCAUUCAUUUGAAUCUCCUAUUACAAAAUAUACUUCCAUUACAUACAGUCGAACAUUUCAGGAAACAUCUUACUCAAGAUGUUCUAUACCCACUCGUGUAAGAUGCAGUCAUUUCACUUUUAAUCACAGUUUCCACCUUAUCUAUAGUUAAACACAUUUCAUAUUGUUUCUAAUUUUAUCCACACACGCACACCAGUAAAUAAUCUUCAUUGAAACAUUACAGAUUUGUUGUAUAUGAUAUGAAUGAGGACAUACUUAUCAAGUUUACCCAGCUUGCAGUAGUGGUGUAGAUAUCUAAUAUCAAAAUGUACCAAAUAUCACAUGUUCACAUGGAUUUCAAGGAAUGGAUUUUAUUUCAGCCGAUUCAAAUUGCUGGAUAAUUUGAAGCAAUGUACAGGCAAAGAUUUGCCAUGUUGUGCUAUAGUCGCAGGGUAGUUAAAAGACUUUUAAAUAUGUCUCAACACAACGUGACUGUGGCGGUAAUUCAUGCUUGUUUUACUGUGUUCCUCAACAUCGAUCAAUGACGUAAUACACCAAGCCUCAAGACCACAAACUGAGAAUAUUCUUAAGUCUUAAAUUUCAAAUUCAGCUAACUUUUGAAAUAAUUUUCAGAAACAAAUUAAAUUUGCAGUAUAUGUUUGCAUCUGAAUUUUUGAUAAACCUGCACUUUUUUAAAACAUCUGUGCUAAAUAAAUCUUCAGAUAUAACUCAUCCAAAUUUUGACUUAAGUCUAUUCUCAGUUUAUGGUCUUGGGGCCAGAUAUGAAGUACUUAAGGGGUCGCUAUAAAACGUACAAAUGAUGCACAUGUGACAUAUUUCGGUAUGUUUUGGACUGCCAAUAUGACCCUUUCUAGUAUGUAUGCCAUUCGCAUGAUUCGUGCAUAUUUGGAAAAGAAGACCGCAAUACAGCAAAGAGGCUGUAGUGCUUUAGAUACGAGAAAAUAUGAGUUGGAAAUAGAGUUAUCCCAUCAACAUUAAGCGGUUUUCUACAUUUUGUUUAAAUAAAACGGGACUUGUUUAAUGCAUACCAAAACGUAAGACAUAUCAGAGUAUAUGGCAUUUAAUAUAUCAAACAUCGAAACAUCAAAUCAUGCAUGGGAAUGUAAACACACAUCACCUCGCAAUUCCAAAUGUAGAUAUAUUUUACAUUUGUACUUUCAGUGUAUUAUGUACAGUUUAUGCGUUAACAUGAAGAAAAAAUCCUAGAGAAAGUUUCUUGUUUUUCAUAAUCUAUUACCUUGCUAGAAAUGAAGAAUCUUUUUUCGCCAGUUUAGUACCAAGCACCCAGUCCCAUAGCGUCCAAUGAAUUAGGUCAUUAGAUGCUAAACAAUCAAUAUUUUGAAUUACUAGAUAGAGUAAAUUAAAGAUUGAGGUGAAUGAGGCGCCUCACUAAAGUCAGUUUUCGAAAAUAUUUCCACACUUGGGGACAGAUAAUACGGUUCGUAACCAAAUAAAACGCUCCUAUUUAAGUGAAGAAAUAUUUCAAUAAAACACGGGAAAACUCACUAUACAGGGAUACCCAUUAUCCAGGGAUACCCAGUGGCGGAUUUAGGGGGGGGGGGGCGCAGCCGGCGCGCGCCCCCACCUAAAAUUUUCAAACUUAAGGUAAAUCGUGGCAUCUUGUUUGGAAAAAUGUACUAAACAAUGUAAGAAGCAAUAAUUUCUUCCACUCCCGAAGAAAUAAAUGACAAAAUCUAUUGAUUUCUUGAAUUACUUUAUUGGGAGAACUUAAUUUUUUCCAAAAACCCUUAAAAUUUGCGUCAUUUUAUUAAUUUCACCUCAUAAAAAAUGAUAGAAAAUAGUACAAAAGACUAAAUAGGAGAUAUAUUUCAAGCCCUAUAAAAUCUGUAAAAUUCAGGAGCUUCCGGGAGCUUCGCUCCCACGGCCCCCACAAGGGCUUCGCCUCCAGACCCCCUGUCUCAUAAAGUGGUGCCCCCCGUAACCGCAAUUCCUGGAUCCGCCCCUGAUACCCACUAUAUAGGGAUACCCACGUCAACUAUAUAUGAUGAGAACUUGGGGAAGGGACUCUGAUCUGGUUUCCUCCAUCAAAUCGGAAAGAGGAUCUACUGUCCGAGAAAGAGGAUCUACUGUCCGAGAAAGUUGGUAUGGUGGAAAAGUUGCAUUUAAUGCGCAAAGUUCCGGAUUGAUUGAUUGUUCAAAGAUGCAAUAUAUUUCGAAAAGAAAUGUUGAAUUAACGAAAUGAAAGCAACAAACAGCGUAGCGAAAGACAACACGGAAAUAUACCCACCCAACUCCUUUGAAGAUUGAACAUACCGAUAAUCGGUGGUUUUCACACUGUUCAGUCGGGGUGGAAGAACCCCCGUGAGUAUCGUUUUCUUUGGUUAAUUGCUUGUUGAUUUUUCGUAGAAAAUGUUUCCAAACAUGAAAAGUAUCAAAUAUCAUUUGAACUUGUGGAAAUGCCUGUCGCAAUUUUUUUUUCCGGAGAUGCGCAUCUAUCAUAAGAAGAGGGGAGAUCGAAGAUGGCAUGAUAUUGUAAGUUUUCUUUGCAAGGAGUUUAAGAAGUGUAAGUAUUUAUUGUAUAUACGUACAUGUACCUAUGCAUAAAAAUUCAUCAUAGUAAUUAGUAUAUUAAUAUUUGUAUUUAAGGUGAGAUCCCCGUAAGUAGGGAGAACUUGUGUUCAAAUCUUUUGUAUAAUACACUCUUAUACAAUCGUAUGUUCAAAUCAAUCAAUCAUAUGUAUAAAAUGGUGUAUUCUAUAUUGUAUAUAUGUACCUAUGUAUAGAAUAGUAUUUUAUGACUUGAGGUUAUUACUUAUUACUUUACAAAAGUUAUCGUUAUAAUAGUAGAUGAGUUAAACUGAUUACUGCCCAGUGAAAUUUGAAUAUAUUCGCCUAUAUCCAAUGGUAUUUUGUUUAAAUCACCUACUUCAAAGAUGAUUGAUUCGCAUGUUUUCUUAGUAUUAAAAAAAAAACUUUAAAAAAUACUGGCAAUUUGAAAGUAGUGAUUACAUGUACAUUGUAAACAAAUUCGUCCAGAAUAUCCGUUGUCCAUAGCGGAAUAAAUAUUCGAUUUUUUUUUUUCUUAAUCAGAAUUAUUUUUGGAUUUUAUUUCGCUUUCUGUGUAAUUUUAAAAGCAAAUUCCAAGAAAACUGUUAUCAGUCUUUUCUGAUAAAGUUUCAUUCUUUAAGAUGGACGACUUGAACGGGAGAAAGGGGACAUUUCAUGUAGACAGUAUGAAAGAUUUCGUCGAUUUAAAUGACGUGACAAGAACAAUAAAUCCCUCCUCUGGACUGUCGAGAACUAUGAAUGAACAACACGAUAGUAAAGCUCUUUCUGACGUGAAUGACGUCACCUCCCAUGUGCGAUGGACACCAGAAGAAAAUUUUAAAGAAAUCGACAUAUUUGAAAUUCAGCAAUACGAGGACUUAAACUUGAACGUACAAUUUAGCAACAACGAUGAAGUUAUUGUGGAGAUGAAUGGUAUUGUGUACCCUCUUGACACACGAGUGGAAUUUGAGAACACUCCCGAGAAAACAUAUGUGAACGAUACAACACGUUUAGAUGACACAAGCAGUCGGCGAAAAAAGAAGAAAUGCACAUUACAUCAAGAACAACCAACUUGUCGACUUUGGGAAUUCUUACGAGAUCUUCUUUGUGAUCCACGAUACAACCCGGAUAUAAUCACGUGGUCGGAUAAGCAAAAGGGCGAGUUUCGGUUGGUCAAAUCCAAAGAAAUUGCUAAAUUGUGGGGGAGAAUUAAAAAAAACAAAGGCAUGACCUAUGAAAAACUCAGUAGAGCUUUAAGAUAUUACUACAAGACACAGAUUUUAUUACCUGUCAUAGGUAAACGCCUUAUGUACCAAUUUGGCCCAUCGUCGUAUGGCUGGAAAUAGACUGGUUUUGUCCAAUUGCGAUCUUCUUUUAAGUUUAUAGAACUGUCAGUUGUUAAGUGAUAUUUUAAGGUUGAUCAAUCCUCAUGAGAUCUCAUGGGUUUUUGCAAAAAUCUUUAUUAAAUUAAACUUUGCACAUGAUAGAAAUAGAUCUUUAAGCGGAAUUUUAUUCACUGCAAAAAAAAGUAAACUAUUGAUACUGAAAAAGUUUAUAUUUUCCAUAGAUGAUCAAUAACUGUAUUUAUAAUUUUUAAAAAAAGCUGUCAAAGGCAAUAACUCCUAUGCUGGAAAUUUCUACUGCAUCUCUAUUUUACAACGAUUUCCUUAAUAUUGUCUGAUGUUAACAUAUACUUCUGUUUUUGUGUGUCUGACAUCUUAAAAAAUUGGCUACAUACACAUUUUAUUUGGUUAUUAAUUAAAUUUAACUAAAAAAAACUAAUAUUUUUUAACAGUGAUAUAAAACUAUGAAAUUAUCCAAUGUACAGUGUCUCAUAUGCCUUUUAAGUCAUGGUGCUUAUAUUUUAAUUUGUAAUUAUGAUUGUGUAAUAUGUAACAUGACACGUUACACUUAAAUAAAAUAUUACCUGCUUACUUACUGUCAUGACGUAUAUACAUAUAUAUAUUUUUUUUAUAUUUGUGAUACAAUUUCAAUAAAGGGAAGUAAAUUAAACAUUUGUAUUCUUUUUAAUAGCAACUUAGAAAAAUAUUUCAUGUCAAGUAUGUGUCGAUUCUUUUUUCUACAUAUGGAACAAUAUAUGAUGCAAUGUCGCAGGA
Ostrea edulis (European flat oyster) is the source of this 5027-nucleotide messenger RNA. Its product is annotated as ETS-related transcription factor Elf-1-like. Bases 3552 to 4256 code for a protein of 234 amino acids. Gene Ontology annotation, biological process: cell differentiation; regulation of transcription by RNA polymerase II. Gene Ontology annotation, cellular component: nucleus. Gene Ontology annotation, molecular function: DNA-binding transcription factor activity, RNA polymerase II-specific; sequence-specific DNA binding. The record is from RefSeq and is a predicted model, not a curated record. Lineage: Eukaryota; Metazoa; Mollusca; Bivalvia; Ostreida; Ostreidae. The transcript is spliced from 6 exons.